AUGUUGACUCUCGGACUUGGACAAUUAUUAUACGUCUUACUUUGCUUCAUUAAUGCAAUUGCAGUUCUCAGCGAAGACAGAUUUUUAGCAAGAAUCGGUUGGACAGCACAACCAGAUGCAGGCUUUGGUCAGGAACAAGGACAAACAAUUAAACACAAGAUUGUCAAUUUGAUAUCGGCAGUUAGAACACUUAUGAGAAUACCUUUGAUAGCCAUCAAUAUCGUUGUCAUCAUAUACGAACUUUUACUUGGAUAG
Mycotypha africana is the source of this 255-nucleotide messenger RNA. Its product is annotated as Yos1-like protein. The record is from RefSeq and is a predicted model, not a curated record. Bases 1 to 255 code for a protein of 84 amino acids. Gene Ontology annotation, cellular component: COPII-coated ER to Golgi transport vesicle; Golgi membrane; endoplasmic reticulum membrane. The transcript is spliced from 3 exons. Gene Ontology annotation, biological process: endoplasmic reticulum to Golgi vesicle-mediated transport. NCBI's taxonomy places the organism in Eukaryota, Fungi, Mucoromycota, Mucoromycetes, Mucorales, Mycotyphaceae.